UUUUUUUUGAAUGGUACUUAUUAACUUUUAUGUCUCUUUUUUUUUCUCUUAUUCCUUGUGAUUUUUCCUCCGCUCUCAUUACAAUUUUUUAUUUUUUUUCCUAUCCUCCACUCAUAAUCUCAUUAGAGACUCUCCGUCUCCCUCCUCUCUCAAUAAAAUCCCACCAUCUCACACCAUUGAACUCACUUUUAUUUUCACAUAUUUUGAUAUUUUGGGACACUUAAAGGAUUUGAAGGUAGCAAUUCUUUACUUUGACCUACACAUAUGCCUUAAUUAUAUAUAUAUGUGUGUGUGUGUGUAUAUAUAUAUAUAAAUUUUCAGCAUGCAAUACGAAGCCGUACCAAUAUCCCUAAACACAUAUAUUCGUUAUUUUGCAACUUUUAUUGCGUAUCGCUGCCCAUUGAUCCAUCUUUGUCACCUAGUCAUCAAGAACAUCAUGCAAAUCUAAUGGAAAAUUUCUCUUUUAGUCAAUGAUGCAAAAUCUACUACUAUAAAAAUAACCCCAUGGGCCUUGAUUUUCAUCACAGCAAAACCAAAGUGUUCUCUCAAUCUUCACAACUCACAUUGCUCGAUCUGUAUCAUUGUUUUGCAUUUAAAACAGUAACAUUUGUAGUUGCUACUUCUUAGCAUAAUUCUUCAAUUGCUGGAAUCAAUGGAAGGGGUUAAGACAACGGUGUCUCAAAGGCCACUAGUGAUCUUCACUAAAAGCUCUUGCUGCAUGUCCGACUCCAUCAUAACCUUCUUUAGGAACUUUGGCGCCAACCCAGCCAUUCACGAGCUUGAUCAAAUACCGAGAGGCCGAGAAAUGGGGCAGGCUCUUUCGAGGCUCGGUUACGAUCAAACGCCGGUGGUGUUCAUUGGUGGUAAACUGAUGGGAGGAGUUAACGAGGUCACUAGUCAUCACCUCGAAGGUUCCCUAGUCCCAAUGCUUAAGCGGGCAGGAGCUAUAUUUGUUUGAUGCCGUGCUUUGCAUUUCCAGCUAGUUAAUAAAUCAUGUUUUAGUACUUACAUACUGUGACAUUAGGUGCCCUCAUAUAGAGCUAGCUUAGGCUUAGUUCUAAUGAAAGUACUACUGAAUAAUACAUACUAUGUGGUUCUUUUCAA
Molecule: messenger RNA, 1104 nt
Organism: Cornus florida
Lineage: Eukaryota; Viridiplantae; Streptophyta; Magnoliopsida; Cornales; Cornaceae
Product: monothiol glutaredoxin-S2-like
Exons: 1
Coding region: 653-958 (101 amino acids)
Source: RefSeq, a predicted model, not a curated record